Thrips palmi is the source of this 1414-nucleotide messenger RNA. RefSeq lists its product as uncharacterized. Gene Ontology annotation, biological process: protein peptidyl-prolyl isomerization. The record is from RefSeq and is a predicted model, not a curated record. The annotation marks the transcript as partial. NCBI's taxonomy places the organism in Eukaryota, Metazoa, Arthropoda, Insecta, Thysanoptera, Thripidae. The transcript has 9 exons. Gene Ontology annotation, molecular function: peptidyl-prolyl cis-trans isomerase activity.
CUGGGGCCUGGGGUGCCUUGCGGCCAGCCUGGAGCACGCCACCGCCACCAUGAAGGCCAAAUUAUCGGAAGACGAUUCGGGGCGGCCAGGGGCGGCCGUCGAGGACACGUAGGACAUCCUGGGGGCGUCCCGGUAAAUGCCGGAGCGGGGAAGGACGACAGGAUCACCUUGGCCCGCGACUGCCAGAAACAACACCCAGAGCGUUCGCUCCUACUUGCUAGAGCCCAAGUACAUACGCCAGCUCGUGGUCAAAGGUCAAGGGGGUUCUCGAGGAAAAUUCACCCGGACGGAGAUCGGCGACCUCAACAAGGCGGCCAAAGUUCACUACUUCCCCGUGCAGCCGGCCAACAAACUCAUCGACAUGAAGCUCGACAUCAAGAAGCGCAUGGAGCACUCCGAGAGGGUGUUCCACCCUGAGAAGAAGAUCGACAACAACGCGCCCCGCCUGUACCCGCGCAUCCCGCGGACGGAGCGGGCCGCGUACCGCCUGGACGACAUGAUGCUGGAGAACAAGAAGCUCCUGGAGAGGAUCUGCACCAUCUGGCGGACCAAGGGCAAGGUGGACACGUCGGCGCCGAACGUGGAGUGGAAGUCCAACUACCGGCAGCGGAUGUGGGACAUGGUGAGGCGCGAGGCGGACAACGUGGCGCUGCUCUACUUCAUCCAGACUGCGACUCCACAGGUCCCGACGCGCGACGAGUGCGCCCGGGACUUCAACAAGGCCGUGGAGAAGAUGAAGUUCGUGUGUCGGUUCCCGCUGCUCUUCCUCAAGGACACGAACAGGGACAUGCCGCUGCCCAUGCUCAACCCGCCGCCCGUGGACCCGGAAGCACCCCGACGGAAGAGGGUCUUCAUGGAGUUCAUCACGAGCCAGGAGCGCUUGCUGGGCCGCAUCGAGGUGGAGCUGUUCGAGGAGCAGGCGCCGCAGACGGUGGCCAACUUCCUGGCGCACAUCCGGGGCGAGGCGCCGCGGCCCGAGGAGGACGCCGAGGACGCCGCCAAGGACAGGAAGAAGGACACCCCCACGACGUACUCCUACAAGGACACGCCGCUGCACCGCAUCCUGCCCGGCUACUACUGCCUGGGCGGCGACGUGGUCAACAGGAACGGGUCGGCGGGCAGCUCCAUCCACGGCGGGGAGCCCUUCCCCGACGAGAAGAACGACCUCACGCACUGCGAGCCGGGACUGCUGUGCACGAUCGGCGCCAAGGCGGACAGCAACGACUCCAAGUUCAUGUUGACGAUGAAGGCGCUGCCUACACUGGACGACAAGAGCACCGUCUUCGGCCGCAUCGUCAAAGGCUUCGAGGUCCUCCAGGCAAUCAACGCGCUGGGCGCCAAGGCGAGCGGCAAGCCAGUGGUGCAGGUGUACUGCUGCGACUGCGGCGACGUGGUCCGCGAGGACCGCAAGAAG